Quercus robur (English oak) is the source of this 741-nucleotide messenger RNA. RefSeq lists its product as uncharacterized. The transcript has 2 exons. The record is from RefSeq and is a predicted model, not a curated record. NCBI's taxonomy places the organism in Eukaryota, Viridiplantae, Streptophyta, Magnoliopsida, Fagales, Fagaceae. The coding region runs from base 1 to 741 and encodes 246 amino acids.
AUGUCAAAGGGCAAAGAAAAAGUUAGCAGCAACAAGCAAUUUAGGUGGCUGCCACCCAUGCAUGAGAUGAUGCUUAGGAUACUUACAGAGGAGGCUACAAAGGGCAAUAAGCCCUCUAAUACUUUUAGGGCCGGCUCCUUUGCUCUUGUAGCGAAGGAGAUAACGGCCCAAUUCGGGGUUGAGGGCCACCCGUCCUAUGUUGACAACCGGAUGCGAACUCUAAGGACCAUGUGGUCCACUAUUCAAACUCUUAGAAAGAAGAGUGGAUUUGGGAAGGACACAGCCACAGGUGGCUUUUCUAAGUCCUAUGUGGAUAUCGAAAAUGAGCCAAAGAAUGGGGAUAAUGGGGAUAAUGCGGAGUUUGUUGCAGAUAAUGUGGAGGAAUGUGUGGUUGAAAAAGAGAAGAACGCAGUUGAAUCAUCCACCAUUGGGUCGAGAAUUUCCAAGUCCCGCAAAAGAGGGCGUGCAACUUCUAAUGCUGAUGAUAAUGUGCUGACUGAUCUGUCUGAUCAGCUGAAAGAAAUAGUUGUCGCUCUGAAAGAAAUCAAUCGGGGCCCAGUAGAUUACACAGCUUUGUACAAUGAGGUAAUGGCUAUGAUGGCGGAUGGAUAUAGCGAAGAUAUGCUCGCUACUACCUUCGACCAUCUUUGUGAAAAUGAGAAGACGGCACGUGGAUUUUUAGCCAAGAAUGCUAGGUUGAGGAAGCUGUGGUUAGAUGGUUAUUUUUUCUCACAAAUUUGA